GCCUGCGGUAGAUGUACUGAGGCUGGACUAGCCACCAUUUUGCAUGUUGGUCCUCCCUCUCUCAAUUGCUAAUAGAGACGACUCCAGCCUUUUUCUGGCAUCAUUACGGCUAGCAAUGCCAGCUCCGAUCAGACUUCGGGAGCUGAUCCGGACCAUCCGGACAGCACGGACCCAAGCAGAGGAGCGAGAGAUGAUUCAGAAGGAGUGUGCAGCUAUACGCUCAUCAUUUAGAGAGGAAGACAAUACUUACCGUUGCAGAAAUGUAGCAAAGCUGCUUUAUAUGCACAUGUUGGGUUACCCAGCACACUUUGGGCAGCUGGAAUGCUUGAAGUUGAUUGCAUCCCAGAAGUUCACUGACAAACGAAUAGGUUACUUGGGAGCUAUGCUGCUGUUGGAUGAGAGGCAGGAUGUCCACCUAUUAAUGACAAAUUGCAUCAAAAAUGACCUGAAUCACAGCACACAAUACGUGCAGGGCUUGGCCUUGUGCACUUUGGGUUGCAUGGGCUCCUCAGAAAUGUGUCGUGAUCUUGCUGGUGAGGUGGAGAAGCUGCUCAAAACAUCGAAUUCCUACCUGAGGAAAAAGGCAGCCCUUUGUGCAGUUCAUGUCAUCAGGAAAGUUCCAGAACUUAUGGAAAUGUUCCUUCCAGCCACAAAAAACCUGCUGAGUGAGAAGAACCAUGGUGUUCUCCAUACAUCUGUUGUACUCCUCACUGAGAUGUGUGAAAGAAGUCCUGACAUGCUGGCACACUUCAGAAAGAAUGAGAAGCUUGUUCCCCAAUUGGUGAGAAUCCUGAAAAAUCUAAUCAUGUCUGGGUAUUCUCCUGAACAUGAUGUGUCAGGCAUAAGUGAUCCUUUCCUACAGGUCCGGAUAUUGAGACUACUAAGAAUUUUGGGCAGGAGUGAUGAUGACUCCAGUGAAGCUAUGAAUGACAUUCUUGCACAGGUUGCAACCAACACAGAAACAAGUAAAAACGUAGGCAACGCAAUCCUGUAUGAGACUGUGCUGACUAUAAUGGACAUAAAGUCAGAAAGUGGACUAAGGGUGUUGGCCAUUAACAUACUAGGACGCUUUCUUCUUAACAAUGACAAAAAUAUAAGAUAUGUUGCCCUGACAUCUUUAUUAAAGACUGUUCAGACAGACCACAACGCAGUGCAAAGACAUCGGAGCACCAUUGUGGAUUGUUUGAAAGACCUUGAUGUAUCAAUAAAGAGACGUGCAAUGGAACUGAGCUUCGCCCUGGUUAAUGGCAACAACAUCAGAGGCAUGAUGAAAGAGCUACUCUACUUUCUCGACUCCUGUGACCCCGAAUUUAAGGCAGACUGUGCAUCAGGAGUCUUUCUAGCUGCAGAAAAAUAUGCUCCUUCAAAAAGAUGGCAUAUAGACACAAUAAUGAGAGUUCUGACAACGGCGGGGAGUUACGUUCGAGAUGAUUCUGUUCCCAACCUCAUCCAGCUCAUUACCAAUAGUGUGGAGAUGCAUGCCUACACAGUACAGAGACUCUACAAAGCCCUGCUGGAUGACAUCUCACAGCAACCCUUAGUGCAGGUGGCAUCCUGGUGUAUAGGAGAGUAUGGAGAUCUACUGGUAUCUGGACAGUGUGAAGAGGAGGAGCCCAUCCAGGUGACCGAGGAUGAAGUACUGGAUGUGCUUGAAGGACUACUUGUGUCCAAUCUGUCCACCCCUGUGACCCGGGGUUAUGCUCUCACCGCUAUCAUGAAGUUGUCCACUCGAUUCAGCAGUGUUAACCGAAUCAAGAAGGUUGUUUCGAUAUAUGGAAGCAGCAUCGAUGUGGAGCUUCAGCAGAGAGCUGUGGAAUACAAUGCCCUUUUCAAGAAAUAUGACCACAUGAGGCCUGCUCUGUUAGAGCGAAUGCCCGUUAUGGAGAAAUCAGCAACAAAUGGUCCUACAGAGAUUGUGCAGACCAAUGGGGAGGCAGAGUCCACUGUUGUGGAACCGAAACAUCCACCGCCUCUCACUCAGCCUGCCAGUCAGGCUAAUGAUUUAUUAGACUUGCUUGGUGGCAAUGAUGUACCAGUAAUCCAGAACACAGUGCCCACCAAACCAGCUUCAGCUGGAGGAGAGCUACUUGAUCUGCUGGGAGACCUUUCACUAACUGGUAGUCCAGCCCCCUCUGUGCCCUCUGUACCCACUUCCCAACCCUCUUUCCUCCUGGAUGGCCUUUCCUCACAGCCCCUGUUUAAUGAUAUUGCAGCUGCAGGUAUCCCUCCUAUGACUGCAUACAACAAAAAUGGGCUGAAAAUAGACUUUACUUUUGAGAGAGCGAACCCCAAUCCAAACAUCGCGGUCAUCACCAUCCAUGCUUCCAACUCGACAGAGGCAGAUAUGACAGACUUUGUUUUCCAGGCUGCAGUGCCAAAGACAUUCCAGCUGCAGCUCCUCUCCCCGAGCAGUAAUGUCGUCCCAGCACUCAACCAGGGAAACGUCACACAGGUUGUCAGAGUCCUUAAUCCACAGAAGCAACAACUACGAAUGAGGAUCAAGCUGACGUACACUCACAAAGGCUCGCCUGUGCAAGACCUGGCUGAGGUUAAUAAUUUCCCCACUCAGUCCUGGCAGUGAUGAGCUGCCUCUGUUGCUUUUAAAAAAGCCUCAUUAAGGGAACUAUGAAAACUGUUGUCCUUUCACCGUCCUCCCUUCUUCCGAACGGAUCCCCCUGUGUCGUCAUUGCAGGCCAUCGCCAUUGAGUUGCAUGGGACGCAGCAGAGCAUCUCACACAGGAGAAAAAUACAGGCGAAUGAGAGCGAAAAUAAGAGCGAAUGACUGACAUCACCUGAGUGAUCUGGAAAACAUAUCAGCAAAUUUUACUUUUUUUUCUUACUUUGUUUCACCACAAUGUCUUUCCUUUGAUUGCCCACCUGCAGUCAGCACCCAUAAUUCACUGUGUAGAAUAAUGUGCCCCUUUAUCAGCACUGCAGUAAAAUAUUUAUCUUGAACUUAACAUUCAGACACUCAGUUCUGUUUCAGCCCGCUUUGUCUCCAGGUUUUUUUUUUUUUUUUCUAUUAAUUCUGAGCCUUCAGUACUUUGACUGCAGUAGCAAAAGCUUUGAAAGGUCUAUUGUACAGUCAUUAUUUUUGGCUACCCCAUUAUAUCACCUUUGGAAUCAACAGAUAUAAAUUGUCAGCAUUCUAUUUUGAAUUUUAUUAAUUUGCUGGAAGUUUGUGUGAGCGUGUCUGAAUUACCUGUUAAGCUUGAAAAAGAUUUUUUUUUCUGGCACAGUUCUGUACCCCAUGUUUCUGUAGGGCACAGCGCACUUUGACCUUUUCCCUACUGAAACAGAGCCACUGUGUCCUGUUUGAUCAACUGGGUUCAGAGAAUUGCUCAUAUGUGCCCAUGCGCUUUCUAAAAUGGUCAUCUGUAGCAUUAGUUGUUGCUCUGUGUAAGAAAUUCAACAGAUAACUGCUUUGCAACAUUUAAGGGUUUCUUUCAUUCUCAGAGAUCUGGAUCUGUCUCGUAGCCUGAUGAUUGCAUAAGUUGAAAAUUUUCAUUGAAAUGUUCUUUGCAUCUGUGUCCACACAGCCUAGCUUGUGACUUUUAGAUACAUUUCAGAUGUAUUAAACCUGGUUGAACUUGGUCAACAUGCACAUACAUGUAAAUGAGGCUUGUUAUGAAUAUAGUUCCAUGCACUGAAUGGUUCCUCCCCUUUCCCAAUUUCUUCUUUUUAAUGGCUGUCUUCUUUGGUGGAGAUGCGUCUUUUUGGCACUAUUUUCUUUUUUGUUUGUUUCGUGAAAGUUUGUUUUAUUUUUGCAGUAAAUUGACAUAAUUAUUUAUGCCUAAUAUCAGAUUGAUGUGCCUUUCUGACUUAGCUGGAUAAAAGUCCCUGAAUUACCAGAACUAAUCAGUUCUGUGUGAGCUUUGUAAGUCUGCUUGUGUGUUCAUCAUAUUUUAGAUAUUUGUAGGGAGAAAUCUUGGUGGAUUAGAAAUGGUAUCACUUUAAUCAUUACUUUCCCUUUCUGUAUCAUCACAAGUUGGUCACCUGCUAAUACUGGCCUAUGUGGAUUAGGAUGAUGCCUUUUGCUGUUCAUUUGAUAGAACAGAUUAGAGCUUUGUGAUGUCCAGUGUUUGCUCCCUCUUUGUAGUGUGGCAGCCUUUCCAUUGGAACACCUGUAUGGUGUCAAUCGCGCCUAAAACCAAGCAAAUGUCAAAAGCGUUACAAUGGCAGCUAAUGUGAUAUGUAACCUCUAGAUAAGGUGGUAUAAAGGUUAGAAUUUGUUUUGUUUUACUUCUCAUGAAGUGAAAUUCCUUUAAAGCUUCCCAUUAGUUUAGCUCACCUGGUGAGAUACUGGGAUGGGAUAUUCUGUGGUAACUGUUUCGCUCUCCUCCAAAUCUGAAUUCUUGCCAUGCUGCUGAUGACGGUAACCUUAAUACCUCACAAUAUUUUCUCUUUCUUUUAACUUUCGGUGGCAGUAGAUUUGUAAGUCAUGAUUUGCAAUCGAUGGGAAUGUCCAAAAAAGAACACUGAUGGUAGUAUGUAGAGCUCAUCGCUUAAGAAGCUUAGCCAUGCUGUGUUGAGAUCCUCAGAUGUUUGAUCAGGCUGUAUACUUCGUUUCAUUAUGGUUCACUAUCGAAACUUCUGUGACCAAAUCGGCGAGACUAGCUUUGAAAUAUUUUUUAAGAUAUAUGUGUAUAUGGAGAAAAUUAUUUGUUUUUCUUUUGUUGACAAAUGCUAUAUCGGCCAUUUUUCCUGUACAUAUUGGGGGCUUUUACAAUUUCUUCUCUUGUACUAUUGUUCGGCCCUUUUUUAGAUACCAUUUUCUAAAAAUUCCAAUUAUUCAGUGUAUAUUGACUCUGGAUUUUGCAGACUUCCCUGUACCAUUACUCAUUCAUUGUAAAAGGUACAUGAUCUGCUGCCUGUAUAUUGUACAUAGUUGUAAAACAAAGGCUAAUCAAACUAAAUAAAACCCACAUGAAGACUUACAAAGAAUAUCUAGGAAGUAUAAUUAUAUGCAUAUAUGUACAAAAAAGACUCAAAAGGAUACAACUGAGCUGCUUUCGAUUUACUGUGCAUACUUCACGAUUGGAUGCGUUCACCGUUACUACUUUUUACAAAGAGCUUUAGUGGGACUGUUGGCCUUUUGUUCGGUUCCACUGGGUGUUGGAUUAAGGUUAGUGUUUCUUGAUGCAUGCACUGCACUACUGAGAAUCUCGAGCACAGUGCUAUGAAGUGGCACCUGUCUUGCUGAAUCAUCUCAUGUCCACAUGCUCCUUAAAGACUGAUUUCUUGCCAACAUGCACAAUUCCUCUGACCUCGUGUUCAAACUGAAGUACAUCGUCAUUCUGCAAAUGAAUUCAAAGAAUGGUGCUUUGCUGUCACUUUAUACUAUCUUGUACAAAGCUAUUCAUGAAGGUGUUGUGGCUUUGAAAAUAUAUUGGCUUUGCAUAAACUGAGCACAAUAUGAUUUCUGCAGAACUUUUCAACAUCUUUAUCUCAUUCAGUUCCCUUUGAAUCUUGUAUCUGGGAUCACGCUGGAUGACAGCUUUUGUGCAUGAGUACAAAACUUCCAGAUUUAUUUCAAACCUCUGUUCUAACCUGAAAUUUAAGAUUGUUCGGUUUCUGUCUUGUUUCUCCUUGUUUUUGUUUUUUUUGUGCAUGAUAGUCGUCGUCUUGCUUGGUUCAGGUGACCACUUUGUAUGCUUUCUUGUGCAUAUCAAUGUCACAUUUAACUGAGGUCUCGCUAUUUUAAAUUUAAAUUACAUGUUAAAUAAAGGAUGCGAGGGAGGGAAUUUUGGCUUCUAUUUUAUUUCAUUAUAAAUUCUUCCAAUUCAACGAUUGCUGCCUUUUCCAGCUUCCCACACCCAACUCUUUACAGCUUGCAUGUUUUCUGUGCUACAAGCUAGUGACCACAAGGGGGAGCCGUGCAACUUUGAUUGCUGACAGGAUUAUAAAAGUUCCUUACAUUUAGUCUAAAUUGUUUUAUUUAUUUUCCUUCUGAUCAGUAUGUACCCUUGUUAAUCACAGUUGAUCAGUUUUAAAUGUGUAAAGAGAAAUGAACCCAAUAUAAGUGCUACAGACACUGUAACCUGAAAGGAAGAAAUGUAUACUCAUCAGAUGUGUGAGCAGCAUUUGAAGUGAUGCGUGCGUGCGUGCGUGAGAGGAAACUAUCCAUGUGUGUCCAGGUGUCUGAUACCUUUUACUCGACUUUUUUUUUCUUCUUUUUUUUUUCUUUUUUUUUUUUUGACUGCAACUUUAACUUCCAGCUUCUGAGUUGCAUGUGAAAACCAGUGUAAAUAAUGUAAUUUCUACUCUUGCCCUGAGAAUCUUUUUGAAAUGCAAGUUGAAAUUAUCAGACCGCCUUUAUGGGUCAGUACUAAUAUGUACAAUAGCAAGGUGUUCAGAUAGCGCUCACAAUGUUGUUUGUUUGUUUUUUUGUUGUUGUUUUGUUUUUGUUUUUUUAAAGAAUGUCCUAUAUGACGGCACAUCCUUCAUUUGAAUUAAUUGGAUAUUUGUUUCAUAUCCUUUGUUCUUAAGGUGAAUUCAGUGUGUAAAGGGCUUGGAAGAGCAGCUGAAUUACCAUGUUCGCUUUCCCUGAUGAAUCAAAAACAUUAACUGUUUCAAAGACAAAAAUCUGUCUGUUGCCAGCCUGUCCUGACUCUAAAACAGUGUACGAUCCUGAUUUUUUUUUGGGGGGGGGGGGGGACGAGAUGUCUGAGAUUCACUGCUUCAGUUAAGUCUGACGUGUUGAACUGAAUCCAGCACAGUUUGAUUUCGAGCUGACUGUGAAUGCUGAACUGAUAGUAUAAAAUGAUGAUUAAGAUAAGUUGUAAACUAUUAAAUGGGAUAUUUUCAAUUUAUGCUGUGUAUUCUUGUCUUUGGGUUGGAGAAAAUGAUCAAGCAAAUAAAAAAGUUAAUUAAAAACCUA
Thalassophryne amazonica is the source of this 6880-nucleotide messenger RNA. It is a transcript of the gene ap1g1, whose product is annotated as adaptor related protein complex 1 subunit gamma 1. The coding region runs from base 44 to 2581 and encodes 845 amino acids. The record is from RefSeq and is a predicted model, not a curated record. Lineage: Eukaryota; Metazoa; Chordata; Actinopteri; Batrachoidiformes; Batrachoididae. Gene Ontology annotation, molecular function: clathrin-cargo adaptor activity. Gene Ontology annotation, cellular component: AP-1 adaptor complex; Golgi apparatus; membrane coat. The transcript has 24 exons. Gene Ontology annotation, biological process: intracellular protein transport; receptor-mediated endocytosis; Golgi to vacuole transport.